CCAAAUCGCUCUCGGAUCUGCCAAGAGAUCAGCCGCUACCUCUGCCCGCGCCUCGGGCGCCGUUGGCCUUUCCCCGGCUGGCUCUGGCAGCACGCACAUCGCAGCCGCCGAGCGCACGGCGCUGCCUCGGCCGGAGCCACCCGCCCGGGGGCCGGGCCGCAGCCCCGGCAUCAGCGCGGGACGGAGAAUGGGGGACGGGCGUUCAAAGCGUGGCGGCGAAGUUUGGGGAGGAGUGGGGGUUUCCCCGGUCUGGUGAUGCCCGGCGGCAGGUGGAGGCUGCGCCGCCGCCCCGCGCGGCCCGGGGCGGGGGACACCGCGGGGAGCGGAGCCCCGGGCUGCGCGGUGCGGGACCUGCUGACCCUUCCUCCCCCCGCCCGCCGGCCGUCUGGUGGGAACAAACACAAGCUGUUCCGGACCGGGGCCGCGCAGCUGGCCCGGCGGUGGCGGCGGAGCGCUGCCAAAGAGGCCGCAGGGAAGGUCCUCGGGUUUCCCGCAAGCGCACACACGCGGCCGCCCGGGCGCGGCGCCGGGACCGCUCCCAGCCGCCCUGAGCGGCGGGGGCCCCGUGCGUGUGUGCCCCGGGGGGCGCGGGGGGGGGGGGUCGGGCGUGUGCGGGUGGUGACGUGCCCGGAGAGCAGCCGGGGACGGCGGGCGGCUCCGUGUGUGUGGAAUUCCGAGGCGGCGAGUGCCUGCGAGACGAUGUGCGUGGGGAGCGGGAGCGCUGCGGGGGAGGCGGCGCGCGUGUGCCUGCGUGGGACACCCUGCGCUUGUGCGACCGCGUGUGCGGGCCAGCGCCCUGGCUCCGUCCCCGCCCGCCGCCCCUGAGCCGGGAUCAGCCAGAUGAUCCUCCGGCCGUCGGCUGAGUGGCAGCCGCUUCGUGGGUAGCAUUAGGGCUCGGCCACUCCGCGCUCCCGUGACCCCGCCGUGUCUCUCUCCCUCCAUCGCAGCCUCUCCGAAGCCCAGUACCCCAUCAGCUCUCGCUAUGUGAUAUUUAAAAGAAGGGUUGCAUUCUCCCCAAUAGAAGCCCACUCGUUUCCUUGUUGCCAGGAACAAAGCGUACAUUCAGAGGGGUGGCUGUUGACGGCUCCCUCUGUAUAGCACUGGAAAGCGGGUGGCCUUUGGUUACUGGCAAGGAAAAUUCUAAUCAGGGUGCUUGUAAGCGGGGCUUUAUAGAAGCUUAGUUACAAAAGGCUUACACCAGAGUAAUGCAAUAACUAUAAUAACAGCCAGGGAGCCCUAAAGAGGGUGGAAUGUGCUUGUGUCUGGAUGAUUUUCCCCGCUCGCACAGAGAGGGACUGUUUACCGCGAGUGCCAUUAAGUAUCGCUGGAAACUCACCAACCGCAGACUUAUUUCAAUAUACUUUAUUGUUGUAUCUGCUCUAAAAGCGACUUGCUUUGGACGACUUCUAGAUCGUCCUAGAGGAGAAGAGGGGCCGCCCUCGGGUAUUGGAGGAGGCUCUGAGCACAGGGGUAGUGCCAAGGGUGAGGGAGCUGUGAGCCGGGGCCCGGCCGGGUCGGGCUGGCCGGAGCGCGUCCCGCCGGGCAGUGCUGCCGCCGAACAAAGCGGCGAGGAGAAAAGGCCCCCUGAGCCCAGCGGCACAAAGCGCUCGGGCUCCUGCCCCCGGAGGUGGGUACGCAGCAGCGACCCCUCCGCGGCCCUCCUCGGCUGUCUCGGCCGAUAAGGGCGUGGGGACCCCGAGGGACACGGGGGGAAGGAGGGGAGGAACCCAGCAUCGCCUUCCCGCCCCUCCGUUCGGCGCCCCGGGGCGCCCCUGGCAGCGGUGACCCCGCUGUUCCGGCUCAGCCGCUCCGGCUUGACGAGCCUAAUGGGAUCAGCCGCUGCCCUCCGCCACCGCUGCCGCGUGUUGAUUUUUCCAACCUCUCCGCCCAGCCCCGAUGCCCGCCGUCCCCUAGCCAGACCCAGCUACUGCUUGGCCGCCGGCGAGGGGCCGCGGCUCCGGAGGGCAGGAAAUGGCUUGGCCGGGGAGCCGGGGCGGUCACCCCGCCCCGCCGCGAUCCCGGGAGACGCCCCGGAGACCGCGGUGGCCCCGGGAGGGACGCGUGAAGCGGGCAGAGCUCC
Motacilla alba alba is the source of this 2080-nucleotide messenger RNA. Its product is annotated as sensor histidine kinase AruS-like. The transcript is spliced from 2 exons. Bases 256 to 825 code for a protein of 189 amino acids. Lineage: Eukaryota; Metazoa; Chordata; Aves; Passeriformes; Motacillidae. The record is from RefSeq and is a predicted model, not a curated record.